UUGGAGCUGCAGGAUCAUUCCUUCUUUGCAUCAAUCAACUGGGAUGACCUCCUGGCCAAGAAAAUAAGGCCCCCGUUCAUCCCAAAUGUGACCGGUCCAUGUGAUGUCAGCUACAUAGAUCCCGAGUUCACGUUACUGCCUGUCCCUGGCUCUGUGAAUGAGAGGUGCAAGGCAGGCGGAACCAGCGAGGCCUUCCCAGGAUUCUCCUUCAUGAACCCUGUGGAGUACGUGUCAUUCGAGCCAGUUUCAUAACCACAAAUCCUCUGGGAG
Molecule: messenger RNA, 270 nt
Organism: Labrus bergylta (ballan wrasse)
Lineage: Eukaryota; Metazoa; Chordata; Actinopteri; Labriformes; Labridae
Source: RefSeq, a predicted model, not a curated record